Messenger RNA from Oryzias melastigma (Indian medaka), 1242 nucleotides. Its product is annotated as estradiol 17-beta-dehydrogenase 1. The record is from RefSeq and is a predicted model, not a curated record. Gene Ontology annotation, biological process: estrogen biosynthetic process. Gene Ontology annotation, molecular function: estradiol 17-beta-dehydrogenase [NAD(P)+] activity. NCBI's taxonomy places the organism in Eukaryota, Metazoa, Chordata, Actinopteri, Beloniformes, Adrianichthyidae. Gene Ontology annotation, cellular component: cytoplasm. The transcript is spliced from 7 exons. Bases 38 to 958 code for a protein of 306 amino acids.
GGCUUUUUUUUUUAGUUUCUUGAUUUGGUGGCUCCAGAUGGCAGCAGCAAUGGUCUCCACGGCACCGAAGAAAGAGAUCUCCAUGGAGAAGAAAGUGGUGCUGAUCACAGGCUGCUCCUCUGGGAUUGGACUCAGCCUGGCCGUCCGGUUGGCCUCCGAUCCGGCCAAAACCUUCAAAGUCUAUGCAACAAUGAGGAACCUGGCGAAGAAGGAGCGUCUCUUAGAGUUCGUGAAAGAGCUGCACAGGGAUACUUUGGAAAUACUCCAAAUGGACGUAACAGAUCAACAGUCCAUCCUGGACGCAAAAGAAAAGGUGGUGGAGAAAAGAGUGGACAUUCUGGUGUGUAACGCAGGUUUGGGUUUGAUGGGGCCGCUGGAGGUUCAGUCUCUGGACUCAAUGAGGCAAAUUCUUGAGGUCAACCUCCUGGGCACCAUCCAGACCAUUCAGGCCUUCCUGGCUGGAAUGAAAGCCCAAGGGCAAGGUCAUAUUUUGGUCACUGGAAGCACCGGAGGUCUCCAUGGUCUUCCUUUCAAUGAACUGUACUGUGCGAGCAAAUUUGCAAUCGAGGGAGCAUGUGAGAGUUUGGCGAUCCUCCUUCAACACUUUAACAUCAAUAUGAGUCUCAUUGAGUGUGGUCCAGUCAACACAGACUUCCUGGUUAACCUGCAGAAGGCGGAGCUUGAGGACUUGUCUGUCCAACAGGUUGAUGCCAAAACAUUCAGCCUGUAUGAGAAAUACCUGCAGCACUGCAACUCUGUUUUCCAAAACGCAGCACAGGACACAGAAGACAUUGUGAAGAUAUUUCUAACAGCCAUCCAGUCGCCCAGCCCCGCGUUCAGAUACUUCACCAACAGCGUGGUGGAGCCUCCUCUUACCAAACUGAAGGCCGCACAACCAGACGGAAUACAAUACAUCAAGGCUAUGAGCAAAAUCGUUUUCUCCGGCGAGGAGAAAUAGUUCAGAAAAGGCUUUUUUCAACUACAACUCCACAUGUUUUAUGUACAUCUGCUUUCAGCUUCCUAUCUGAGCUUUAGAAAAGUCUCCAUGUUCUGUUUCUGUGUCACAGCUGGAGAAAAUCUGGUUAUAUCAUAUAAAUGAUGACACAGGCUUAAAGCACCUGUUUGAUUAAUGUUCUUGUCAAAAUUUGCAUCCCUUUACCUUGAUGUUAUGCCUCAUGAUGGAUUUUCAUUGCAUUUCUAAAGCGGAAACAUUCUAGAAAUAAACGUAUUUCCUUCAGUAGA